AUGGCGCAUUUCUCAUUGGAACGUGUGUUAUCUCCUGUGCCGACGUCUGCAUUUCCAGCUGUUUCAGAAAUUCUUUCCUCGAUACCCUCGCACCUUUGCCCUCCAUUUUUGCAGAAAGUGCUGGAAACAAAGCAUGAAGUGAAUCUAAGCCUGAAGCAAGUGGAGAACGUUCUGUGGAAAAUCGAAACCUUCUUGCCCUGCAUGGUGAGUGUGUCUCAUCCGUUGGGACAAAACCCGUUCCAGUUAAAGAAGUACCAGGAGCUUGUCCCAGAUGUUCCCACCGUCUGCGUGCCGUCUCUGGUAACGUCAUGCGCUUGCUGUGGUGGUGCCUUAGAGGACAAGGCAGGUAGAUCUUCUUCCCGCUUAGUGAACAAUUUGCGUGGAAGUGAUGAGAUGGACAAUCGUUUCCUGAUUUUCACUCAAGCAGCUGGAGUUCUCUUUGCGGAGUUCAAGGAAGGGUUUUGCUCUGCUUGUCGAUUGUAUUUUCUUGGUUGCUGGCAAUAUGAGAAAAAGGCUGGGGCCUUUCAUCACAUGGACAAGCUGCACUGCUGCGGGUUACAGGCGGAUGUGGAUGUGUUUGUCGUCCCUCGUUAUCGAAGCUUCUUCGCCGUUGAAAUCGGCUUGCUGCAUUCAAUCACAGAUGAAAUUUCCCAUAGCGGCGCGACCUUUUCCUCUGCUGUGCUGCGAUGGGUGAAGCAACACCCAGAAGAGGGCCAAGUUCGACUGCUGCAAGGAAAGGACCUGACCAUGCUAGAGCGUUGCCGCAAACGGUUAGAAGAGGACUUAGAUGGCUUUGAGGCUUCCUUGUCCCAAGUUCUACCUCAUUUGCGGAAGCAAAGGCUGAACAAAGUUGCGGAGCACAUCCACAGCUGCCCCAUAUGUCAGCAAUGUGUGUGGAUUUUGUUGGAUGGAAAGCAGGGUGCUCGGCGAUUCAUCUGCGCCGGUCUAGAGGGUCAUCGAACAUUUGCAGAUCUAGGGGUGUCAAUUUACACUGGAUGCAUGAAUCACGCGGGGCCCAACGAUGUCUUUUGCAAGCGUUGUCGCCCAAGCAGUUUGCUGCAGAGCGCUUUGAUUCCACAAGAAAAAGUGCUACAAGUCGAAACUUGUCCAUCUGAAGACGGUUUGUCAGUGGAGACUUGGUACUUGGUCCGUUGCAAGUGUCCACAGAAUGGCAUCUUCGAAGCACCUUUGCCCCGCAAGGAAGUGCGCACAGAUCUACUGGCAGAGUUCGAGAAAGGGGCCUUGCCCAAAAAGCGAGAUCAUGGUAACCUGCGUACUCAAUUUCGCUGGCUGAAGAGUGCUCGCAUGGUUCGUCAAGCUGCCUUGAAGCGCGCUGGGCCAUGCAAGCCAGCGCGCCGUGGAAGAGACAGCAAGAAGGAGGAGGUCAAAAAGCUUCCGGGCGGAUGGCUGUCGCAGGCGUAUGUCGCAUUCCUCCGCGACACUGACAAGUCUACAGAUGGCAGUGAGCUUGCUGAGUGCGGUAUUGAUAAGGAGAAGAAAACUUUGAAGCGCAGGCGAUGCACAGGUGGCAUUUUAACUGCUACCCUUUCCUGUGGUCAGCUGGUGGAUUGGCUAGAAUUACCUCGUGGAGAAGCCCUCGAUGUAGUGUACACCUUUGUUCUGGAUGUGAUUAAAGAGCUCUCGACCCGGCAAGUGCAGGUGAAGUGCGUAGGAUAUGACAACGCCUGUCGGCUCCUUGCAAUGGCUGAGCGUUGUGAGAAUUUGUGCAGCCCAUGGACCAACAAAGUGACGGAGUGUCGAAUUGUCUUGGAUAGGUUCCACAAGGGAAACCACUCUUGGUGUCUUCGUCAUCGCCCGCAGGUGGAUCCAGAUCAUCCAGACAACAUUCCUUUGCUGCAGUUUCGCAACUCGGAGAGCUGUGAGCAGUUGAACGCAUGGAUCUCUGGUCGCAUUGCUGCUGCCUUGAACUUGACAGGCGCUAGAUUUGGUGUCUAUUGGCAUGCUCUUUUUGCUGAGCACAAUGAAUGGCUGGAGCAAUGUAGUGCGGCGCGUCGUCGUCGCUUCCAGGCUGGCUUCUUGAAGAGAAACCCAGACAAAUGCGAAACAGACCUCUUGCUGGCAUACCAACUCAUGGAUACAACCAAUCCAUUCCCUUCGGCCUCUGUAGCUGCGAGGCAACCUCUGGCUUGGAAGGUUUGCUGCGCGUUGGCCCAAGCAGAUUCCUUGCAUCCUGGGUGCAUGUUUGUGCACAUGUUGUGCUUGGUGGCUCUGACUCUCAAUGCGGUGCAGGUGAAAUACUCUGGCUUGCUGGGAAAAUUCUGCAAUUUGAUGGUCUUGCAACAUGGUCCGCCGGGGGACGGCAAGAGCAUAGCGCUGUGGCUAGAUCUUCACAUCCUGAGUUACUUUGACAAACUGAGACUCUGGGUGGAAAAUGGACCUGAUAGUCAAGUCACCCAUGGUCACGUCACACAUGUCCUUUAUGAAACAGUCUUGGUACUAGUAUAG
Molecule: messenger RNA, 2466 nt
Organism: Cladocopium goreaui
Lineage: Eukaryota; Dinophyceae; Suessiales; Symbiodiniaceae
Source: the annotation of a GenBank genome assembly